Molecule: messenger RNA, 2301 nt
Organism: Sporothrix brasiliensis 5110
Lineage: Eukaryota; Fungi; Ascomycota; Sordariomycetes; Ophiostomatales; Ophiostomataceae
Exons: 1
Coding region: 1-2301 (766 amino acids)
Biological process (GO): amino acid transmembrane transport
Cellular component (GO): membrane
Molecular function (GO): L-amino acid transmembrane transporter activity
Source: RefSeq, a predicted model, not a curated record
AUGGCGCCAUCUCAGUUAAAUACGUCAUCGCCCCGGCCCCUUGGCUUGAUCAAUGAUGCCAUAUCCUCUGCUGCCUCGCCUCUGCAGGCCAACUUUCAACUGAGCUGCCGUUCACCGGUCCGGCCCACACACGAUGUCGGUACUAGCGCCGGUACUAGCGCAUCGGGAGGAGCGGGAGCAGCCGGCUCCCGUCCGCACCGAGGAAGCGCUCGGCAUGCACUUUCCUUAUCGCCUAACAACGCAGCCGCAUCGGCCUUUCUAGUACCACCGCUACGGCACUUUGGACCGCUACCAUCGCCGUCAAGACGGACGUGGCCCACAUUGCCAGAGGAUGGAAGCAGUCAGGACACUGUUGUCGAUGAUGACGACGAGGCCGAUGACUUCGACACUGUGAACGACCGCUCGUGGUUUCUGCCAAGAUCACCACCCACGCCCGGAGUCGCGCCUUUCAACCGUUUCUCUCACGCCCACGCCCGCGAUGAUGACGACACAAAACUGGGCGUCGUAUCGGCCGUCAACAUCAUCGUCGGCAAGACCAUUGGCGUCGGCGCCUAUUCCGUGCCGUCGGCCAUUUUCGAAGGCGUGGGCUCGGUCGGCAUGGCCUUGCUCGUCUGGGCUGUCGGCAGCCUGAUUUCGUUUUGCGGCCUCGCCGUCUAUCUGGACCUGGGCACGGCCCUUCCCCGCAGCGGCGGCGAGCGCGUGUACCUGGAGCGCAUCUUCCGCCGGCCACGCAUGCUGGCCACGUGCAUGUUCAUGGCCUAUGUCGUGCUGCUCGGCUUCUCCACGCCGAACGCCAUUGUGCUCGGCGAGUACGCCCUCUACGCCCUGGGCGUGCCCAUGAACCGCUGGAAUGUGCGCGCCAUUGCCGUCGUGUCGGUGACGGUGCUGUGCUCUGUGCACGCGUGGCAGCCGCGUCUGGGUCUGAAGCUGAUCAACGUCCUGGGCGCCGUCAAGAUGCUGAUGCUCGUGGUCGUUGUCGUAUCGGGGGUCGCAGGGGGGAUAAUGGGUGUGGGCUCGGAUCCGGCUCGUACACCAACGACAACGAAUUCUACCGCUGCCGCCAUAGGCAUGGUGACGGGCCGGCAACUUGACGCCGGCAUCAGCACGGCCCGUCGUAACUUCCAGGACAUCUGGGCCGGCUCGUCGUCGCAGCCCUACGACUAUGCAACCGCCCUCCUCAAGGUCAUCUACUGUUUCCGCGGCUACAGCACAGCCAACCAGGUGCUGUCCGACGUCCGCGACCCUGUACGCACUCUGCGCGUGGCUGCACCGCUGGCUCUCGUGCUAGUGUCACUGUCGUAUCUGGCCGUCAACGUCGCCUUUUUUCUCGUCGUCGACAAGGACGCCUUCCGGUCGGCCGGAGUCGUGGUGGCCGGCGUCUUUUUCCGCAACGUCUUUGGUGACGGCGUUGGCGCACGAGUGCUGCCCAUUUUUGUCAUCAUUUCGGCCGCAGGCAACAUUGCCGCGACGUCGUUUGCGCAGGCCCGAGUCAACGAGGAGCUGGCCAAGGAUGGCCUGUUGCCGUUUGCUUCGUUUUGGCGGUCGGGCGACAAGAAGGACAAGAAGGUGGUGAUGGACACAAUGGGGACGAUGGAGACACCCACCAAUCCAACGCCCUCCCGUGGCUUGUUGCUGCACUGGCUUGUGUCCGUGCUGGUCAUCGUCGUACCGCCUCCCGGCAAGAUAUACAACUUUUUGGUCGACAUUGGCGGCUACCCCGUGUCCGUUAUCAGCGUGGCCAUCGCGGCCGGGUUGCUGUACCUGCACAGCACGCCAUCAGAGCGCUGGGCGUCGCCGUGGCCGGCGCCGCGCCUGGCCAUUAUCGUCUUUGCCACCAGCAAUUGCUUGCUGCUCGUCUUGCCGUGGAUCCCACCUGUCGGUGGACGCGGCGAGAGUGAACGCUUUGCGUCGUAUGCGUAUCCGACGACGGCCCUUGCUGUUAUUGCCAGUGGUGCGUUGUUCUGGCUGUGGUGGCGGUACCGAGGGCUGGGCCGCAUCUCUGCUGAAGCAUCGUCGGUCGGUACAAGGAGAAGGCAUGACAGCAGAACAUCAAGGAACUCACCGCCUGGCUGGGACCGCAUGAAGUUUGGCAUGUCGAAGGUCGGUGUUCAGAACAGCAGCAGUGAAGGCAGCAGCAGCAGUAGCAGCAGCCCGAAGGCGGAAGAGGACGGUGACGAUGACGGAGACCAUUCGGUUCAUGAUCCUCUGCUUGAGGACAACGACACUGGUUCAUCCCCGCCAGUCAACACCUCCACCACGGUCCGAAGGAGGGCGCCUUGUGGGUGUCCGUCGCCUGACUAA